This is a messenger RNA of Microbotryum saponariae, 2195 nucleotides long. Lineage: Eukaryota; Fungi; Basidiomycota; Microbotryomycetes; Microbotryales; Microbotryaceae. The record is from the annotation of a GenBank genome assembly.
AUGACCACGACACCACCCCUCGCGACGGGUGCCAACCCUCCGAUUCCCGCCGAACAGCUCGCCGCACUUACAUCGCUGCUGUCGGGUCUCACCGCUGCCGCUUCCGGCACUGCCACACCCGCCACGACGUCCGGCACCACUCGCACUGCCUUUCCAAAGCACGCACGCUUGGAUGGUGCGAAGACCUUCGCGAACUGGACACGCCAACUUCGCCUGUGCCUAGCGGACGACAUCCGCUCGUACGUCCUCGACGGUAUCGCACCCGACGACUGGACACCUUCGCAACGCUCCGCUCGCGACGCCGUCGCUCGUGAGGUCCUUGCGAAUUCGAUUGACUCGGCCGAAGUCUCGGCAGUCCUCGACAAAAUCCCUACCGCCGACCUGACAGCGCCGACAAUCUACUCGACGCUGAAAUCGCGGUACGCCCCUGACGACGCCACCCGCACGCUCGAGCUCUUCUCACGACUCUGGGGUUUCCGUCCCAUGCCCGGCACGGUUGCCGAAUUCGACGGGUGGAUCAUGGACUUCAAAGCCGUUGCGCAAGAGAUCAUCGACACAAAGACAACUAUCAAUGAUGUUCUCGCCACACUCCUCCUUGCAAUCGCCCACCCGUCCCUCGAGAGCUUCAAGGCGUCGUUCACCGAUGAACAGCGCACGCAACGAACUCUCCCCGACAUUGAUUCGCUUGCCGACCGUAUGCGAGUCCAACUUCGGUCAACGAACAUCCCCAGCACUCAAUCGGCCCUUCUUGCCUCGUCGUCGUCACGUUCUACUCGUCUCAAGUGUCUCGCCUGUCGCAGCCCUUCGCACCGAGUCGCGGAGUGCCCUACGAGGGCGCAACACCCGCCGCCAGGACCCUGUCGCUCCUGCAAGAAGAGGAUCACUGGUCUCUCGACUGCAAGAAGGCGCUCGAGGACGCAAAAAGCCCGACACCGCUGACUCGACCGUCGACUCGCAACACCAUGUCGGAUGUCUCGCCACCGGUCUUCUCGCUCGUCGUCGCCAGCUUCGCAACCACUCUUUUGUCGUCGACUCGGGCGCCACUUCGCACAUGGUCUCGGACAAGUCGCUGUUCACGACCUAUCGCCAUAUCGCUCCUACGAAGAUUGGUGGUAUUGGCAGUGUGAAGAGUCCACUCUCAGCUCGACAGGGGCGCCUCGGUCGUUGCGCGCACUUGCUAGCCCGCCCCCGGCGGUGGGGACUUAGACGCGCGCGACUGCCUCAGCGCGCCAGCGCCGGCGGAUUCAUGCGCGGCGCCCGCUAGCCCGCCCCCUUGCCGGUGGGGACUUAGGCGCGCCGGCGAUUUCACCCGCGGCUGACUUAGGGAUGUACAUUGUCACGCGCCUGGGACUAUCCCAGCGUGGCCCCCCCUUUCUGUUUCUUAGCUUCCUUCUCAUCACUUCUGUUCGACUCUCAACCUCUCCUGACAGUAGUGGUGAACGUCUCAUAGGUACGCUGAAAUAGAUCACUUCUGUUCGACUCUCAACCUCUCCUGACAGUAGUGGUGAACGUCUCAUAGGUUAUAACCCACGAGCCACCAGCUGGCAUGACCACGACACCACCCCUCGCGACGGGUGCCAACCCUCCCGAUUCCCGCCGAACAGCUCGCCGCACUUACAUCGCUGCUGUCGGGUCUCACCGCUGCCGCUUCCGGCACUGCCACAACCCGCCACGACGUCGGCACCACUCGCACUGCCUUUCCAAAGCACGCACGCUUGGAUGGUGCGAAGACCUUCGCGAACUGGACACGCCAACUUCGCCUGUGCCUAGCGGACGACAUCCGCUCGUACGUCCUCGACGGUAUCGCACCCGACGACUGGACACCUUCGCAACGCUCCGCUCGCGACGCCGUCGCUCGUGAGGUCCUUGCGAAUUCGAUUGACUCGGCCGAAGUCUCGGCAGUCCUCGACAAAAUCCCUACCGCCGACCUGACAGCGCCGACAAUCUACUCGACGCUGAAAAUCGCGGUACGCCCCUGACGACGCCACCCGCACGCUCGAGCUCUUCUCACGACUCUGGGGUUUCCGUCCCAUGCCGGCACGGUUGCCGAAUUCGACGGGUGGAUCAUGGACUUCAAAGCCGUUGCGCAAGAGAUCAUCGACACAAAGACAACUAUCAAUGAUGUUCUCCGCCACACUCCUCCUUGCAAUCGCCCACCCGUCCCUCGAGAGCUUCAAGGCGUCGUUCACCGAUGA